This is a messenger RNA of Komagataella phaffii GS115, 1653 nucleotides long. RefSeq names its product Serine palmitoyltransferase 1. NCBI's taxonomy places the organism in Eukaryota, Fungi, Ascomycota, Pichiomycetes, Pichiales, Pichiaceae. The record is from RefSeq and is a predicted model, not a curated record. The transcript has a single exon. Gene Ontology annotation, cellular component: endoplasmic reticulum. Gene Ontology annotation, molecular function: serine C-palmitoyltransferase activity; pyridoxal phosphate binding. Bases 1 to 1653 code for a protein of 550 amino acids. Gene Ontology annotation, biological process: sphingosine biosynthetic process; ceramide biosynthetic process.
AUGAGCACCACAACCGUCACUACAACUACCAUUUUACUCCCAGAAUAUCUGGAGAACAUUUAUGCAGAGGUGGAAACGUCUUUUGGCCGAUUUCUGUCAUUGGUACGUGAGAUUCCCGGAGGUGCUAUAAUCAUCAAUUACAUCCGAGCCUCUUACAAAAAUGACCCGUAUCGUUCGUUGUUUGAGCUGGCAUUGGCCCUCUUUGCGAUCAGAUACUUUCUUGCCUCCAAGUUCUCCUACAAUGAAAAAGAUAUGGUCAAGUUGUCUGAUAAAGACAUUGACGAACUGGUGGAAGAAUGGAACCCAGAACCCAUAGUUUUGCCGGUUAGUGACAAGGAGCAAUGGCAAGCUGAUUCUAACCCGCUGGUAAUAGGUGCAGUUGCUUCUCGUGUUGAGUUGCAGGUUCCAAAUGGCGAACAUUUAAAAAAUGUUGCCAACCUUGCUUCUAAUGAUUUCCUGAACAUGAGCCAACGUGAAGAAACAAAAGAUGCUGCAAAGAAACAGAUCGCCUUUUCGGGAAUUGGAGCCUGCGGUCCUCCAAACUUCUAUGGUACACAGGAUGCUCACGCUAGAUUGGAAGAAGAUCUAGCCCGAUUUCUUGGUGCUGAACGUGCCAUAUUGUAUUCCCAGGAUUUCUGUACUGUGCCGUCAGUUAUAGCAUGUUUUUUGAAAAGAGGUGAUAUUGUUGUGUAUGACUCUGGUAUUGCUUUGGCAACCCAAAAGGGAAUCGAAUUAUCCAGAUGUACCGCCUACCAUUUCAACCAUAAUGACAUGGAUAACCUGGAGAAAGUGUUAGCUGAUCUGAAGCCCAUGUUAGAUGAAGGACCUUUAACUAGGAGAUUUAUUAUCACAGAAGGUCUUUUUCAAAACUUUGGAGACUCUCCAGACUUGCGUCGUAUAUGUGAGCUGAAGAAAAAGUUCAAGUACAGACUGUUCUUAGAUGAAACUCUUUCAAUUGGUGUUCUAGGUGCUACUGGUAGAGGAUUGCCAGAAUUAUACGGAAUCCCUCGCACAGACGUUGAGGUGACCACCGGCGCUUUAUCCUACGCCCUGGGUUCUUCUGGAGGAUUCUGCGUCGGUGAAAACGCCAUGGUACAUCACCAGCUAAUUUCCUCUAGUGCCUAUGUGUUUUCUGCAGCUAUUCCACCUUAUUUUGCCAGAGUUGCAUCGGUAUCUCUUCGAUUACUCCAAGAAGAUGACUCCGUGUCAAGAUUACAAUCCAGUAUUAAUUUCCUUUACUCAAAGUUUAAAGAAUGCCAGAAACUCAAAAAGCUGGUAAUAAUCACUUCAUCUGACGUAUCUCCAAUCCUACAUCUACGAUUGCAUCGUGACUUGAGAAGCAGACUCGAUCUUCCGGUGAGUUAUGGUGGUCCCGGAUCUGCUAUGGAGAAAAUAGUACAGAGGGGAGAUGAACACGGUUACUUCGACGAAAAUUACAACAGGGAGUCUCAGAUCUUACAACAAAUUGUAGACAGAGUUUUAAACAACCAUAAUAUCCUAAUAACGAGAUGUAAGAGGAUACUUCACCAUGAAAAGCUACCAUUACUGCCUGAGCUUAUGAUCCAUAUUAAUGUUGCAUUUUCGGAAUCUGAGCUUUCAGAAGCAUUUGAGGCCGUCUCCUCUGAGAUUUACAAUGUUUUGCAACAGCUUUGA